GAGAAGCAAAAUGGCUGCGACGACGGCGGCCGCGGCGGCGGCGGUGGUAGCGGCGGCGACGGAGGAGGACACGGAGCUGCGGGACCUGCUGGUUCAGACGCUGGAGAACAGCGGAGUCCUCAAUAGGAUCAAGGCUGAACUACGGGCAGCUGUAUUUUUAGCACUUGAAGAGCAAGAAAAAGUAGAGAACAAAACACCUUUAGUGAAUGAAAGCCUGAAAAAGUUUUUAAAUACUAAAGAUGGUCGUUUAGUGGCAAGUCUUGUUGCAGAAUUCCUUCAGUUUUUCAAUCUUGACUUUACCUUGGCCGUCUUUCAGCCUGAAACUAGUACAGUUCAUGGGCUUGAAGCUCGAGAGAAUUUAGCCCGAGAUUUAGGAAUUAUUGAAGCAGAAGGCACUGUAGGUGGACCUUUACUAUUAGAGGUAAUCAGACGAUGUCAGCAUAAAGAAAGAGGUUCAAUUAGUGGGGAGGGAGAACUAGAUCUAUCUGAUUUGCAUUCUCCACCAAAAUCUCCAGAUGGAAGGAUAACAAGCUCUCAUACAGUACCAAGUAAGAUACCAAGGUAUAAAGGACAAGGUAAAAAGAAGAAAAGCGGGGAGAAGGCUGGUGAAAAGAAGGCCACUGAAACAAAUCAGACUGAUACAAGUAUCUCCUCAUCGUCAGAAAUAAAGACCAGAAGCCAUCAUAUCUUAGCGAGUGAAACAAAACUUGGUUCUUCCUUAAACAAUAGAGGUCUGGAUGGCAAAGACAAAGUUGGUAGAUGUCCAACUGAAAAUGACAUGGAUGGAGAUUCCUUCUUUGAUGAUCCUAUUCCUAAGCCAGAAAAAAGUUUUGGUUGGAAAAGUGAAUCAAGCAAACAAGUAGGAAGCCUUGCAUCACUUUCUGAUGCACCUCCCUUAAAAAGUGGACUUAGCUCCCUUACUGGAACACGUUUAUUAAAAGAAUCUGAAAAUUCGAGGGGAAGCUCGGUAUUGAGAGAUCUGAAGAUGGUCAGUGAUAAAAUUGGAUCUCUUGGAUUAGGAACUGGAGAUGAAGAGGAGUACAUGGAUGAUUUUAAUAGUACCAUAAGUCAUCGCUCAGAGAAAAGUGAAAUAAGUAUUGGUGAAGAAAUAGAAGAAGACAUUUCUGUGGAACUAGAUGACAUCAAUAUCAAUGAUAAACUUGAAGACCUCACACAGGACCUUACUGUUUCUCAACUUAGUGAUGUUGCAGAUUAUCUAGAAGAUGUUGCAUAGAUAUGAAAGAAGGAGGAGCAAAAAGGACUCCACCUGAGAGAGAUUGGAAAUGGGGCUGGGAGAUGAUGAAAAAGAAGAAUUGCUUGGAAGCCACAACCUCAGGGCUGGAGCAUUUGGGAGGAAAGAAGACAGACCGAAUCAGGUGCCCACAUGCACAAAGAUAACCCAUACAAAAGAUGUAACUGGUAGGUACCCCUGCCUGGCUCUAGCUAAAACUUUUGCCUUGUUAGUAUUGUCUCAUGCUACUUGGGCUAUGGCAUGUGUUCUGCCUUUCUACCACCCUUAUGUUACAUUUCCAUUUGCAGUUGCUUAUAUUUUAAGGUGUUUUUUAUUUGUAAUCUAAUCAGAUAAUUUGUAUUUUAUGAAAUAAUUUUCCUUGCAAAUGCAUAAUUUUUAAAUGUCCUUUUCAUUUUCUAGUAAUUUGAAGAUAUACUUCUGUUUCACAGGAUUUAAUUCUAUAAGAGAUCUUAGCUGUCAUCUGCUCUAAUAUAAGAGGCAGCUAGUGAUGCAGUAGGUGGGGCAUCGUACCUGAAGUCAUGAAGACUUGAGUUCAUAUCUGGUCUCAGACACUUUAUUAGGAUUCUGGGCAAGUUGAGUAACUUUUGUCUACCUUAGUUUCCAUAUCUGUAACAUGGGGAUAAUAGCAUCUACCUCCUGGGGUAGUGAGAAUCAGAUAAGAUAAUAUUUUUAAAAAGCAGUUAGCCCCACUGCCUGGAACAUAGGAAGUAUUAUAUAAAUAUUUAUUUCCUAUCCUUCAUUUUACAGAUGAGGAAACAGACUCACAGAGAUCACAGAAUUUGAGAAUCGGAAGGGACCUCAUUGGCUAGAUAUAUAUCCAUCCCAUACCGUAAAGGAAUUUCCAUUAUUACAUAACUGUCUCUACUUGAGGGUCUUUGUGGAAAGAAAAACUCAUCCCAAGGCAACUCAUUCAACUUUUGGACAUCUCUAAUUUUUAGAAAGUUUUUUUCCUGAUAUCACAAGCCAAAUUUCCCUCUUGUCCACUUCUACCCAUUGCACCUGACUUUUCCCUCUGGCAAUAAGUCUAAAUAUCUCCUCCACAUGACAGACCUUUAAAUGCUUGAAGACAGUUAUCUUGAUUUUUCUAAAUUUUCUCCAAACUAAACAUAUCAUUUAGUUGAUCCUCCUCUGACAUGGGUUUAAGCCCCUUCAUCAAUCUUAUUGCCCUUUUCUGGACAAUCUUAGCUUAUCCAAUGAAAAACCUUAAACCUUGAUGCCCAGAACUGAACACUUAGUAAAGCAUAAAUAAAUUAACAGGAUUUGAAAGAUUCAGAUCACAAUGUAGGAAUCCAACAGGAAUUUCUACUCUCACGACUAAUCUUAGGAAUUUAGGCUGAUAGGUAUCUAUAACCUGGGUCUGGUUAGAAAAGGUUUUUAACUUCUUCUAAAACAUGCAAAUGCCAUCUAAUUACUAAUUUAAAGAAAUAAUGCAAGUCAUGUAUGAAGAUACUGUAUUAGUGUCAAAAUCAAACUCAAAAUUUGUAUUCCUGAAAAUUGUAUAUUUAUAGUAAUUAGAGUUCCUAUAAAAUGGAAAAUUUGAUGGUGGCACUCAUUUAUACACUUAUCUUUCCAUCUGGAUAAUAACUCUCUGCCUCACUUGCCUAUCAGUCUUGUUAUAUCUCAUAUGUGUUUUGUGUUUGUUUCUGCUUAAAGCUCCUAUAGCCACACUCCUUCCAUUACCCUACAGAAAUCCUACCUUUAAUAUCUAUAACCCUUUAAGAAUCAUGUUCCUGAAAGCUCAGUGGAUAAAGUGCUGGGCCUGCAAUCAGGAAUUUGAGUUCAAAUGGAACAUCAAGACACUUACUAGCUAUGUCCCUUGGUGAGUCUCCUAAUUUCUCUGUCUGUUUCCUCAACUGUAAAGUAGUGAAAGAGCACCUACCCACAUGGUUGUUAUGAGGAUUAAAUGAAAUAAUAUUUGUAAAAGGUACUUAGCACAGGACCUGGUGAAUAGCCACUGUAUAAAUGCUUAUUCUCUCCCUUUUCUGUCCUGACCCUAAAGUCCUUUUUAUUGUAUUUCCCCAGUGGCCCUCAUAUAGUACUUUAUUGGCACAUCUCUUAAUUUAGAAAUUUAAAAAUAAUUUUGUAGAUUUGACUAUUCUCUUAGUGGCAGAUCAUAACCUUUUAUUUUGCAGAUUGUUAUCAAGAAUUGCUGUGGUAGAAAUAUUUAUCAUCCUUUAGCCAAACUGCAGAAUUAGUUUUUAUAUAGUAUAGUUAUUUGUAUAUGUGUCAUGAUUCCUUCCCAAUUAGAACAGAGAAAAUGCUAUCUGAACUUUCUGUACUUCCUCAUUUUCCCUUUGUAUCUGGAACAUAUUUCAUUUUCACUCUGACUUUCAUCUCUUGCAUUGACUCAUUCUCCUUUCAAGAAGUUUUUUCAGAUUAUCCUCACCCUUUUUCUCCAUGCCAGGUCUCUAGAGAAUAAAUAGAAGGAACUCCAUUGCCAAAGGAUGAAGAAGUAGCCUGUUUUGGAAAUCUAACUAUAUAGGAUGCAAUCUCACUUUAGGGCAUUACUUGUAUAGGAGAUUGGGGAGAUGAUGUAUAUGUUUAUUUAUUUGUAUUUUGUUUCUAUCUGUUUGAGUUAUCUUUUACUGCCACCUCUUUCUCAAGCUACUUAAAGAUGGUGGUGCUGCAUCUAACAAUUUGAUCUCAUUUGCAUCUAACUCAAAUCAUCCAAUGACAAGUGUAUCAAUUAAUUUUAUUUUUUAAAAUAAGUUUUUUUAAUGUCUUAUAUUUUUAUGUCAUCUUAAUUGUCCCAGUAUUCAUUCCUUCCCCAGAGAACCAUCCUAUGUAAAAAAUAGUAUUUUUUUAAAAUAUAGGGAAAAAAGUUUGAAAAUGCAAAGUGUAACACUUGUAGACCUCUUAUCUCUGAAAGAAGAGGUUAGAAGUGCCCUUCACCUUUUUUUUUUUAAAUUAAUACUCAUUUUAAAAAAUCUGAAUUCCAAAUUCUGCCCAGUUCCCCUGCCCCACUGAGAAGGCAAGUAAUAUGAUAACUAUUAUAUAUGUGAAAUCAUUUUCUUACAUAUAGUUAUUUUCAGAUUGGCCAUAUUGUGAAAAUGAAAAAAUAAUGCCCUUCAAUUUGCACCUAGAGUUUAUCAGUUCUUCCUCUGGAAGUGAAUAGCAUUUUUCAUCAUGAGACCUUUGAAUUUUUUUUAUCAUUGUGUUUAUCAGAAUAGCUAAGUUUUCAUUAUUGUUAAUAAUGUUAUGUACAGUAUUUUCCAUACUUUACUUUGCAUCAGUUUGUACAAGUCUUCCCAGGGUUUUUUGAAACUAUCCCCUACUCAUUUCUUUAUAACAUAGUAGCUAGCAUUCAUUACAAUUAUAUACCCCAACUGAUUGUUUUUCCUCAAUUUCUAGUUCUUUGCCACCAUAAAGACCUUUUCUUUUUUCUUUGAUCUCUUUGGGAUACAAAUGUAGUACGGAUAUUGCUGGGUCAAAGGAUAUGCCCAAUUUUUAUAACCCUUUGGCAUAAUUCCAAAUUGAUUUCCAGAAUGGUUAGAUCAUUUCACAACUUUUACCAACAAUGCAUUAGGGUUCCUACUUUUCCAUAUCCCCUCCAGCAUUUGUCAUUUUCCUUUUCUUUCAUAUUGGCCAAUCUGAUAGGUAUGAGGUGGUACAUCAGAAUUGUUUUAAUUUUCAUUUUUCUUACAUAAUAUGAUCUAAAGCAUUUUUUCCUUUUGAGUAUUGAUAGCUUUGAUUUCUUUUUUCUGAAAAUUGCCAUAGAUAUCCUUUGACCAUUUAUUGAUUGAGGAAUGGCAAUUUUCAUAAAUUUUCAUUAAUUCCCUAAUGUAUUUGAGAAAUGAAUCCUUUAUCAGGAAAAUUUGCUAUAAAUUUUGUUUUCCUCUUUUUGUUUUUCUUCUAAUUUUGGCUGCAUUGGUUGUGUGUGUGUGUGUGUGUGUGUGAGAAACCUUUUUCAUUUACUGUAAUCAAAACUAUCCAUUUUAUUUCCCAUGAUCCUCUCUCUUGUUUGGUCAUAAACUCUUCACUUAUCCAUAGAUCUAACAGGUAAAUUUUUCCAUCCUCCCAUAAUUAUAUCACCCUUUAUGUCUAAAUCAUGUACCCGUUUUUGACCUUAUUUUGUUUUGUAUAUGGUGGGAGAUGUUGGUCUGUACCUAGUUUCUACCAAAUUACCUUCUAGUUUUCAAAGCAGUUUUUGUCAAACGGUGAUUUCUUGCCCCCAAACUUGGUUCUUUAUCAUAUGCUAAAAUAACUUUGGCCAUUUACUACUGUAUAUUUUAUAUAUAUAUAAUAUAUAUAUAUAUUGUAUACUUAAUCUAUUUACAUAGAUCUCCUCUUUUCUUAGCCUGUAUCAGAUCGUUUUGAUGAUUGCCACUUUGUAAUAACAAAGUUUGAAAUCUGGUACUGCAAGGCCAAAAGACACUUUUGCUUCAAAAUUUUUUCCAUAGAUUCCAUACAUCUGUAAGUUUAUUGGCCAAAUUCUAGUUUCUAAUUCAUGGAGAACAUAUUCCAAGCACCAGGGAAAAGGGUAUAAUGUACCAAAACACCAUUGUCAAGAUCUAAUAAAAAUAUGUGGUGAUUACUGGAAAAGAAAGUUUGGAAUCAGAUCAAAAGACAGGUAGAAAUGCAGAAGAAGGGAACCCACAACCAAGAGUAAUCUGCACUGUUGAACAUAAAACCUCUAGUUUAAAGAAGGGAUUUUCACUAGAAUUAGUGACUUACAAAUCUUACUGAGAAAAUCAAAGUUAGGUGAAUUGUCUGAAAUGCAAAUACUACAUAUGUGACACCUUGACAGGUAAACACAUUUGAGAAACUUAAGACCUAAAUAUGUUCAAGUGCUUAUAACCUAAAAGGAGUUAAGAGAGAUAAUCUUUGUCCUUUAAGCUUUAUGCCAUCUUCAUAAGUCAGAAAGGUAAUUUAAAAAGACAGAAUCAGGUCUCAUAUGUGUUUAAAGAGAAAAUCAAAGGUGGAGGGUAAGGAAUUACCCCUAGGGAAAGAAUGAAGGACUCCUUGAGUAGAGAAGAUAGUGGAAUAGAGAAGCACUCAGGCAAGCUCUCCCAGUAUUUCCCUCCAAACAAUUUUAAACUAAUCCCUCAAACUGAAUUCAAGAAUGAGAGUUGACAAAAGGUCAAAGUGAGAUAUUCUUCCAGCCCAAGACAACUUGAGAGGUCUGAGAGAUAUGACAUGUUGGUGGAGGCUACUCUGGUGCCCACAUAGAUGUAACAUCAUUGAUGUGAUGGAACUAAGUGUGGUGACAGAAGCAGUGGCAGCAGCUUCAGGAGAUCUGAUUAGACAGUAAGGCCACCUGGAAACUGUUCAGGAAGAGAUUUCAGGGUACUUCUGUGCAUGCACUAGACUAUUGUUUGGUAAUUUAACCUAUAUCCAUUUCCGGGUCAUAGUUCUAGGAUAGUGAGUAGCACUUUUGGUCAGGAGGAAUUGAGAGCUCUAAGGGAUAAUAUCACUUCUGGCUCUAAGGGAUCAGGGACCCCAAGGAACCAUAUUUUUUUUUGGCCCAAAGGUUGAAGGUCCUUGGGGAACAGUAUUGAUUGUAAUCCCAAGGGAUGGGGGACCCUCCCUGGCAAGGUAAAAAAUACAGAUCAAGACAGCAGUGACCAUGCAUAUCCUCUAGAUCAUCAUUUCUGAAGCACUGAAAACAUUUGUCCAAUUUCUAGAACUCUCAGAAAACAGUAGUGUAAAAAAGCCUAAAUGCUUGAGAUAGUGCUCUUCCCACCCCUCACAUGAGACUUCAUGCUGGGAGCAGAGAAUACCAUUCACAAAAAAUUUCAAAUCAAGAAAUAGGAUGGGGAAAAUGAUAAAAAACAAAAAAAGAGCCUGACUAUAAAAGUUACCAUGUUGAGAAGGAAGAUUAAGACACAAACUUAGAAAACAAUGAAAUCAACACAGCUAAAAGCAGUGACUCAAAGGAAAAAAAAUUGAAAUUAGAUAGAAGCCCAACAAGAAUUCCUGGAAGAGGUAAAAUGAUUUUAAGGAUCAAGAAUGGUAGAGGAAAAAUUGGGCAAAGAAAUGAAAGCAAGUUAGAAAAUUUUGAAAAGACAAUAGCUUAGUAAAAGAGGCACCAAAAAAAAAAAGUACUGAAGAAAUUGACACCUUAAAAAAAACAAAAAAAAACAAUUUGCCAAAUAAAAAAGGAGACACAAUAGAAUCUUUAAAAAGAGACCUGGAGAAAACUGAAUGGAAUAGAAAGGAGUAUACUUUUCUUAGCUGUAUGUGUGGCAUCUUCAGAAAAAUCAGCCAUAUAUUAGGGCAUAAACAACUUUUAACUAAAUGCAGAAAAGCAGAAAUGUUAAAUGCACCCUUUUCAGACCCUAAUGCAACAAAAACUACAUUUAAUAAAGGAGCAUGGAAGUUUAAAAACUAAUUGUAAACUAAAUCUGUUCAUAAAGAAUGAAUAUGCAAGGGAACUUUUAUAUCUAAGUGUAUACAAUAAUAAAAGAAAUAGCACAUCAAUGAAUUGGGCAUGCAACUAAAAAAAACUAGAAAAAAGCACAAAUUUUAAAUGCUCAAGUAAACACCAAAAUGGAAAUCCCGAAAAAGGACACAUUAAUAAAAUUGUAAGUAAAGGAUCCAUUGAACUAAUAAGGGUCAGAGCUGGCUUUUUAAAAAAUAAAAUAAAAAAGCCAUUGGUUUAUUUGAUUAAAAAAGAAAAAAAUUAUCAAAAUGUACCAAAAAUGAAAACAGGUAUAAGUACCACCAAUAAAGAGGAAUUUAAAUCACAAAGUAGUUACUUUGCCUGAUUACAAUGCCAAUAAAACUGAUGAUCUAAAUGAAAUGGAGGAAUAUUUCCAAAAAUAUUAACUGCUCAGAUUAACAGAAGAGGAAAUAAAAUACUUAAAUAACUCUAUCUUAGAAAAAAGAAAUUAAAUAAGCAAUCAAUGAACUCUUCACUCCUUAAGAAAAAAUCUUAAAGACUAGAUGGAAUUGCAAGUGAAAUCUACCAGACAUUUAAGGAAUAAUUAAUAACAAUACUAUAUAAGCUAUUUGAAAUAAUAGAGUCCAGAUUCCUUCUCUGAAACAAAUGUGAUUUUUAUACCUAAACCAAAGAAAGCAAAAAGAGAAAGAAAACCAAAGGCCAGUUUCCUUAAUGAAAAUCCAUGCAAAAUUUUAAAACACUAGCCAAGGAGGUUACAGAAUAUAUCACAAAGAUCAUACACUAUGGCCACAUAGGAUUUAUAGAUUUAUACCAGGACUGUAUGGCAGGUUCCAUAUCAAGAAGCUAUCAGCACAAUUGCCCAUGUCAAUAUUAUUGUUAUUGCUCUAACAACAAAAAUCAUAUGAAUAUCUCAAUAGGUUCUGUAUCUCAAUAGCCUCUGAAAAAUACAACACUCAUUCCUAUUAAAAACCAACCACAGAAGCAUAAGAAUCAAUGGAGUCUUUCUUAAAAUGUUAAGUGUCUAUCUAAAACAAAGAGCAAGCGUUGUAUGUUAUGAGGAUAAACUUGAAACCUUCCCAAUAUGAUCAGGAGUGAAGCAAGGAUGGCCAUUAUCACCACUAUUAUUGAAUAUUGUACUAGAAAUGCUAGCUAUAGCAAUAAAAAUAAAGGAAACAAAAUUACCACUGCAAAUGAUUUGAUGAUAUACUUUGGGAAUCCUAGAGAAUUAACUAAAAGGCUAGCCUGAAACAACAAUUUAAGCAAAAUUGAAGGAUACACAAUCAAUACACAUAAGUCACGAGCAUUUCUAUAUAGUAUCAACAAAAUCCAGCAGCAGAAUGUAAAAAGAGAGAUUCCUUUUAAAAUAACUGCAGAUGAUGUAAAAUACUCGAUAGUCUACACGUCUACGUGCCCAGAUAAACCUAGGGAUUAAAUGAACCAGGGAAAGCUAGCAGACCUAAUGGAUAGAGAGCCAGGCCUAGAUACAGGAGGUCCUGGGUUCAAAUGUGGACUCAGAUACUUCCUAGCUAUGUGACCCUGGGCAAGUCAUUUAAUCCUGGUUGCCUAGUCCUUAUCACUUUACUGGCUUGCAACUGAUGCCUAUUAUCGAUUCUAAGACAGAAGGCAAGGUAUUUUUUUUUUUUAUGUAAAAAAUAAUUAUCAACACAAUUACAAAAUACUUCACAUAAAGAUAUCUAAAGAAUUAGAGAAAUAUCAAAUUGUCCAUGGGUAGGUGCAAUCAACAUAAGAAAAGUAUCAAUUCUACUUAAUUUACUUAUUCAGUGCCAUACCAAUUGAACUACUCAGGAAUUAAAGAGCUAGAAAAAAACAAUCUAGAACAAAAGGUCAGUAAUAUCAUUGGAAUCAAUGGGGAAACAUGUUAAUAAGGAAGGUAGAUUAGCAGUUCUGUUUCAGACUAUAUUAUAGAGUGAUAAUCAUCAAAGCAGUAGUACUUUCUAAGAAAUAGUGAUGAAUUAGUGGAAUAGAUCAGCUACACUACACAAUAGUAAAAGACCAUUGUAAUCUAUUGUUUGCUAAAUCCAAAGAUCUAAGUUUUGCAGGCUAAGAACUGGACAUCUUGACAAAAAUUGACGUUAAACUAGAAAACAAUUUAGCAGAAAUUAGACAUAGCAUAUCCAACAUCUUAUACCAUAUACCAAGAUAAAGUUAAAAUAGAUGAAUUGAUCUAGACAUAAAGGGAAGUAUCAUAAGUUAUCAUAAGUAAAUUAGUGAAUGGAAAAAUGUACCUAUCAGAUCUAUAAAUAAACAAUUUAUGACCAAAUGAGAUAGAAUAAUGGGAAAUAGUUUUGAUUACAUGAAAUUAAAAAGCUUUUGUACAAACAAAACAUAGUUAAAAUUGGAAGGAAAAUGAGGAAAUUUUUGGCAGCAAGUUUCUCUGAUAAUGGCCCCUUUUCUCAAAUAUAUAGGUAACUGAGGCAAAGUUAUAAAAAUAAAAACCGUCUCCAGUUGAUAAAUGGUCAAAGGAUAUGAACAGGCAGUUUUUAAACAAAAAACAAACAAACAAAGCUAUCAACAGUUAUAUUUAAAAAAUGCUUUAAGUCACUACUGAUUAGAGAAAUGCAAAGUAAAAUACUGGCUUACCACCUCACACUUACCAGAUUGAUUAACAUGAUGGAAAAGGAAAAUGACAGAUGCUGGAGGGUAUGUGGAAAAAUAGGGACAUUAAUAAACUAUUGAUGGAUUUGUGAACUAGUCCAACCAUUUUGGAGAAGAAUUUGGAAUUAUACCAAUGGGAUUGCACAUACCCUGUGUCCCAAAGAGAUCAAAGAAAAGGGAAAAGGUUUGGUCAGGGGUAAGACCUAGUAUGAGUUGGGUGAAGAGUAGAAUGGGAAAGGAUUGGAUUAGAUAUUUCAAAUUCUAGAUUACUAGCAUUGAUUUAAUUUCCUUACAUUUUUUUCAUUAUAGGAGAAGCAGUUACAGGGUGAUCAUAAUAUAAUGUAAAGGAAAAAUAACUGAGGUACUUCAUAACAAUGGUUAAUGAAAUGACUCAGUUAUAAUUUGGUAGAGGUGCAGAAAACAUGGCCAAUGUGUCAAUUUGAUUUGCCUAAUUAUAAUUAUUUAUUACAACUCAAGUCUUUUUUAGAUAGUUGUAUGAGUUAGUGGGUAGAGACAAUGGUGUAAAACAAAAAAUGGAAAAGAGAAUCAUUAAGACAUUUAAAAAAAUACACAAAAUUCAGAAGUGGCAAAAUAGCAAUCUUGUUAAAUUUUAAAAUUGAUUGUGUUUUUAUAAAACAUUUAACAAAAUUUCAUGUUUUCUUAAAUCUCUUACUUUAAUAUUCUUCUGCCCUAAUUCCCCUAAAAGUGGAAAAUAUUCCCACUUACCUGAUUCUGAGCCUGGCUUUUAGAAUUUUUGUCACUACAAUUGGCUAUCUUUAUGACUCUUGGCAUCAGUUCAGGAGACCAUUAUCCAUUUUCAAUAGCCAAGUUGCCCUUUUCAUAGCAACUCUGAUCAUCCAGAAAGUGAUCAAAUAUAUAAACAUAAAUCCUUAUCUAACAUCUAAUCUACUAGUGUUUAAGAUCAUGACUAUCCAACCUGGACCCACCUAGAUUGAUGAAUAUUUGACCUUGGUCCUUCAGAUAUCUCAAUGUUGCAUAAUAAUAGAUAAUUAGACAAUGAUCUGGGAAGAUAUAGAACCAGAAUCUGAUUCUACUACUUAAUAAACCUUUAUCAGAAACAUUUUCUGUUCUGUGUUAAAAGAAUUUUGUGCCAUUAUUUACUUUGAGAAAAAUGAUUUAUGGUCUAUCAUCCAUUAUCUUUUUGUGACCUCUAUUGUACUUAAAAUUUGUUAUUGUGACACACUUGUGUAUAGAAUAUAUUCUGUAAUGAAGCAGCAGAUUACACAAGGGUUUGGAAGAAGAUCUAAAAAUAGUCUAUGUAGAUGUUUAGUUUAUUUGAGCGUGGUUGGUACCUGGAUAUUGAUAAUUUGUUAUUAAUAAGAUGUAGAAUCAUUUGCAUUGCUUUUUUUUAAAAAAGAAACAAAUCUCAUCCCAAGUCUAUUGUAGUAAUAAAAGGGUAAAAAACACCUUUUGGGUAACUUCACUUAUAUAGCCAUGAAGCUUAGGCACAGAAGCCACAUGUUUCCAAAAAGUGCUGUCAUCUAUAGUUCACAUCUAUUAGGAUAUGAUCCAUAACAAAAUUGCAUCCUACUAAGGGAAGAUUGAGAAGACUAAAGUGAACAACUUUAAAUAAUAAGUAAUAAUAAUUAAAAGUAAUUAAGGAGAAUAAGUAAUUGAAAUGAAAGAUGAUAAGAUUAUAUAUGUCAAAAAUAAUUGAUUCUAAUGGGAUAAGAGGCAUUGAGCAUAAUCUAACACUAAGUUGUAGAAAUCGAAUAUAUAUCAAAUUUUUUUUUUAAUUUUUAAACAUUAUUUUAUUUGGUCGUUUUCAUACAUUAUUCACUGGAAACAAAGAUCAUUUUCUUUUCCUCCCCUCCCCCACCCCGCCUUUCCCUCUCCCAUAGCCAACGCAUGAUUCCACUGGUUAUCACAUGUGUUCUUGACUCGAACCCAUUUCCCUGUUGUUGGAAUUUGCAUUAUAGUGUUCAUUUAGAGUCUCUCCUCAGUCUUAUCUCCUCCAACCCUGUAGUCAAGCAGUUGCUUUUCAUCGGUGUUUUUACUCCCACAGUUUAUCCUCUGCUUGUGGGUAGUAUUUUUUAGAUCCCUGCAGAUUGUUCAGGGACAUUGCAUUGAUACUAAUGGAGAAGUCCAUCACCUUCGAUUGCACCACAAUGUAUCAGUCUCUGUGUAUAAUGUUUUCCUGGUUCUGCUCCUCUCGCUCUGCAUCACUUCCUAGAGGUUGUUCCAGUCUCCAUGGAAUUCCUUCACUUUAUUAUUCCUUUUGGCACAAUAGUAUUUCAUCACCAACAUAUACCACAAUUUGUUCAGCCAUUCCCCAAUUGAAGGGCAUCCCCUCAUUUUCCAAUUUUUGGCGACCACAAAGAGCGCAGCUAUGAAUAUUCUUGUACAAGUCUUUUUGUCCAUUAUCUCUUUGGGGUACAGACCCAGCAGUGCUAUGGAUGGAUCAAAGGGCAGACAGUCUUUUAGUGCCCUUUGGGCAUAGUUCCAAAUUGCCCUCCAGAAUGGUUGGAUCAAUUCACAUUCCACCAGCAAUGAAUUAAUGUCCCCACUUUGCCACAUCCCCUCCAGCAUUCAUUACUUUGCAUAGCUGUCAUGUUAGCCAAUCUGCUAGGUGUGAGGUGAUACCUCAGAGUUGUUUUGAUUUGCAUCUCUCUGAUUAUAAGAGAUGUAGAACACUUUUUCAUGUGCUUAUUAAUAGUUUUGAUUUCUUUGGCUGAAAACAGCCUGUUCAUGUCCCUUGCCCAUUUGUCAAUUGGAGAAUGGCUUGAUUUUUUGUACAAUUGAUUUAGUUCUUUAUAAAUUUUGGUAAUUAAACCUUUGUCAGAGGUUUUUAUGAAGAUUGUUUCCCAAUUUGUUGCUACCCUUCUGAUUUUGGUUACAUUGGUUUUGUUUGUACAAAACCUUUUUAAUUUGAUGUAAUCCAGAUUAUUUUGCAUUUUGUAACUCUUUCUAAUUCUUGCUUGGUUUUGAAGUAUUUCCCUUCCCAAAGGUCUGACAUGUAUACUAUUCUGUGUUCACCUAAUUUUCUUAUAGUUUCCUUCUUUAUGUUCAAUUCAUUCACCCAUUUUGAAUUUAUCUUGGUGUAGGGUGUGAGGUGUUGAUCUAAGCCUAAUCUUUCCCACACUGUCCUCCAAUUUUCCCAGCAGUUUUUAUGAAAUAGUGGAUUUUUGUCCCAAAAGCUAGGAUCUUUGGGUUUGUCAUAUACUGUCUUGCUGAGGUUGCUUGCCCCCAGUCUAUUCCACUGAUCCUCCUUUCUGUCUCUUAGCCAGUACCAAAUUGUUUUGAUGACCUCUGCUUUGUAAUAUAGUCUGAGAUCUGGGACUGCAAGACCCCCUUCCUUUGUAUUUUUUUUUUCAUUAUUUCCCUGGAUAUCCUUGAUCUUUUGUUCUUCCAAAUGAACUUUGUUAUGGUUUUUUCUAAAUCAGUAAAAAAAAUUUUGGAAGUUCCAUGGGUAUGGCACUAAAUAGAUAGAUGAGUCUGGGUAGGAUGGUCAUUUUUAUUAUAUUGGCUCGUCCUACCCAUGAGCAGUUAAUGUUCUUCCAAUUGUUCAAGUCUACUUUUAGUUGUGUGGAAAGUGUUUUGUAGUUGUGUUCAUAUAGAUCCUGUGUUUGUCUCGGGAGAUAGAUUCCUAAGUAUUUUAUUUUGUCUAAGGUAAUUUUGAAUGGGAUUUCUCUUUCUAGUUCUUGCUGCUGAGCUGUGUUGGAAUUAUAUAGAAAUGCUGAUGACUUAUGUGGGUUUAUUUUGUAUCCUGCAACUUUGCUAAAGUUGUUGAUUAUUUUGAUUAGCUUUUUGGUUGAAUCUCUAGGAUUCUUUAAGUAGACCAUCAUGUCAUCUGCAAAGAGUGAUAAUUUGGUCUCCUCCUUGCCUAUUUUAAUGCCUUCAAUUUCUUUUUCUUCUCUAAUUGCUACUGCUAGUGUUUCUAAUACAAUGUCAAAUAAUAGAGGUGAUAAUGGGCAUCCUUGUUUCACUCCUGAUCUUAAUGGGAAUGGAUUUAGUUUAUCCCCAUUGCAGAUGAUAUUAGCUGAUGGUUUUAGAUAUAUACUGUUUAUUAUUUUUAGGAAUGACCCUUCUAUUCUUAUGCUUUCUAGUGUUUUUAGUAGGAAUGGGUGUUGUAUUUUAUCAAAGGCUUUUUCUGCAUCUAUUGAGAUAAUCAUGUGGUUCUUGUUGGUUUGCUUGUUGAUGUGGUCAAUUAUGUGGAUAGUUUUCCUAAUGUUGAACCAGCCCUGCAUCCCUGGUAUAAAUCCUACUUGAUCAUGGUGGAUGAUCCUUCUGAUCACUUGCUGGAGUCUUUUUGCUAGUAUCCUAUUUAAGAUUUUUGCAUCUAUAUUCAUUAGAGAUUGGUCUAUAAUUUUCUUUCUCUGUUUUUGGCCUGCCUGGCUUUGGAAUUAGUACCAUGUUUGUGUCAUAAAAAGAGUUUGGUAGAACUCCCUCUUUGCUUAUUAUGUCAAAUAGUUUGUAUAGUAUUGGGAUUAACUGUUCUCUGAAUGUUUGAUAGAAUUCACUGGUGAAUCCAUCAGGCCCUGGAGAUUUUUUCUUAGGAAGUUCUUUGAUGGCCUGUUGGAUUUCUUUUUCUGAUAUGGGAUUAUUUAAGAAAACUAUUUCUUCUUCUGUUAGUCUAGGCAAUUUAUAUUUUUGUAAAUAUUCAUCCAUAUCACCUAGGUUGGUAUAUUUAUUGCCAUAUAGUUGGGCAAAGUAGUUUUUAAUGAUUGCCUUAAUUUCCUCUUCAUUGGAGGUGAGAUCCCCCUUUUCAUCCUUGAUGCUGUUAAUUUGCCUUUCUUCUUUCCUUUUUUAAAUUAGAUUAACCAGUACUUUGUCUAUUUUGUCUGUUUUUUCAAAGUACCAGCUUCUAGUCUUGUUUAUUAGCUUAAUAGUUCUGUCACUUUCUAUUUUAUUAAUUUCUCCCUUAAUUUUUAGGAUCUCUAGUAUGGUUUUCUUCUGGGGGUUUUUAAUUUGUUCAUUCUCAAGUUUUUUGAUUUGCAUUUCCAAUUCCUUGAUCUCUGUCCUCCCUAAUUUGUUAAUAUAUGCACUCAGGGAUAUGAAUUUUCCUCUAAGUACUGCCUUGGCUGCAUCCCAUAAGGUUUGAAAGGAUGUUUCGCCGUUGUCAUUUUCUUCAAAGAAAUUGUUAAUUGUUUCUAUGAUUUCUUCUAUAACUAUCCGAUUUUGGAGUAUCAUGUUAUUUAAUUUCUAAUUAAUUUUUCAUUUGGGUCUCCAUGUACCCUUGCCGAUCAAUAUUUUUAUUGCCUUGUGAUCUGAAAUGGCUGCAGUUAUUAUUUCUGCUUUUCUGCAUUUGAGUGCCAUGUUUCUGUGACUUAGUGUAUGAUCUAUUUUUGUGAAUGUGCCAUGUGGUGCUGAAAAGAAGGUGUAUUCUUUUUUGUCCCUAUUUAUUUUUCUCCAUAUGUCUAUUAACUCUAAUUUUUCUAAGAUUUCAUUCACCUCUUUUACCUCUUUCUUGUUUAUUUUUUUAUUUGAUUUAUCUAAAUUUGAUAGUGGUUGGUUCAAGUCUCCUACUAAUAUGGUUUUACUGUCUAUUUCCUCCUUCAAUUCUCCUAGUUUCUCUAUUAAAAAUUUGAAUGCUAUACCAUUUGGUGCAUACAUGUUGAUUAGUGAUAUUUCCUCAUUGUCUAUACUCCCUUUUAGCAGAAUAUAUUUACCUUCCCUAUCCCUUUUGAUCAGGUCUAUUUGUUCUUUGGCUUUGUCAGAUAUCAUGAUUGCAACUCCUGCCUUCUUUCUAUCAGUUGAGGCCCAAAAGGUCUUACUCCAACCUUUGAUUCUAACCUUGUGAGUGUCAACCCAUCUCAUAUGUGUUUCUUGAAGACAACAUAUGGUAGGGUUUUGGGUUCUAAUCCAAUCUGCUAUUUGUCUACGUUUUAUGGGUGAGUUCAUCCCAUUCACGUUCAAAGUUAUGAUUGUUAUUUGUGGAUUCGCUGGCAUUUUGAUAACUUCCCCUAGUUCUGACCUUUCUUCUUUAGCUGUCUCCUUUUGAACCGGUGAUUUACUUUAGGUCAGUCCCCCUAGUCCCCUCCCUUGAGAUGCUUCCCUUUCUAGCCCCUCCCUUUUUAUGUUCCCUUCCCCUCCCCUUCCCUCCCUUUUUAUACUCCCUCCCCCCUCCCCCUCCUUAGUUUUCCUUUCUUUCUUGCCCUAAUGGAUAAGAUAGAAUUCAGGAUCCCACUGGAUCUCAAAUUUUUAAACUACAAAAAUCAAACAUUAGAUCUUCAUAGUCUUUUGAAUUUCCUUUCAGUUUGUUAUUGGCAGUUUUCAAAGCAAAUACUUGAUUCAGGUAGCACUAAAGAGCAGAAGUUCAUGAUUGCAUAUCCUUUAUAUUAAUAAGAUUAAAAUCACAAGCUCUCACUGUAUGAACUAGCUAUUGGCAAUGCAAAACUUUAGUGGCUAUGUUGAAUUCCAUUAAGAUCUAUUUUUCAAGCAGUUUUAGAGCAAGAUGUUUCCAGUGACCUGGAUUGGGAAAAACAUCUGCCAAAGAAGCUUUUCCGAAGACCAGCAGGAAUCCAAAAGUCCUAAGAAGAGGAAGGUGACAGCAACAAAAGAUGUCUCCAAAUUCAAAACAUCUGCAGCAUGAGGCUUUGAGUCCUUGGAUAUAAUGGAUAGGACAGUGGGGGUUAGGUGACCAGUCCCUUUCAUGUCUCUCCAUGCACCAUUAUCUUGUUCAUAAGAAGACCCUUGUGCCAGAAGGGUAAUGGCCAUGCAUCUCAAUCUUUUUAACAUCAUGUUAAGAAAUAUCCAAGCAUCAUAGUUAGACUUCCUGAAAUUUAUAAACAUAUGGUGAUUUAUUGGGGGAAAUUGAAGCAGCUGGGAUUAAGAGAUUUGUUUUUAAUAUAUACUGAAUUAUUCCUAUAUCCGAGUUAUAAAUUGGAGACUCUAGUUCUUGGAUUUUUGUACUCAUUUCUUUGUUCUUAGGAACUCCAAGGAAUGUUUCCCCUUUAUAAAACCUAGUUAAGGAGAUGAUGCUUUUCCUACUAGUCUAUGGGACACUUCACCAUUCCCCAAAUGUCAUGGGUUGUCUAACAGAGAGGCUAAAUAAUGAACUCCCAAAUUGUAUUUAUAGACCUGCAUGAAGGAACUUCCUUGUCUUUGACUUUCAAGAGGCUCAUAGGCCUCUAAUUUAUUGAUUAAUUCUAGCUUAAUAAAUUGAUAUUCUUACCCAGAAAUCAGUCUCUUGAAAUUUUUAAUUGUCACAGUAGAAAGUCUCUAGUUGUGGAAGAUUGUAUAUAUUUUUGUAUCUUUUUAACAUUGAUCAAUUUUACUGAUUUUUAAAGUCUUCCUCUUAUUUUUUCCUUCAAAAAUAUUCAUUGUUAUAUAGCAGUGAUGGCUGAUGGUGAAACUAUACCAUGGAUGCCAGAGACUUCAUGCAGAGUACUCUGCUUACAUAUCCACUGGGCCUUCUAACCCCACCCCCAAGAGUUCUUUUCUAGAAAGCUAGAGGGACUCUGGCAGAGCUGCUCCCCUCCCCUCUGACAGGGCCUAAUGACAUUUUUCACAUCCCCUUCCCCCACCUUUGCCCAAUAGUCCAGUAGUAGGGGGCAGGGUUAAGGUGGUCAGUUCCUAGGCAACCAGGUUGGAGGGGAGCAGAUCUCUGGGGCCAUUCUCUUUCCCUCUCUGUGCUCCCCGAGGGCAUUACUCAUUUCACCCACCACUCUGCCCAAUGGGAGCACUUCCUCCCUCCCUUGGGGGGGCUGGGAAUGCCUAGCCCUCAGUGUCCGGGAGGGGCACAGCACUCUGUCUGGGGGUGCGGUGGGGGAGCCCAGCACUGUUUCUAAAAGGUUUGUCGUCACUCUCAGAGGAGGGAGGUGGAAUACUAAAACAUGUAAGCAAUAUAAAAGCAAAAAAAUCAAAAUUUAACAUUUUUAUUAAGUUUAGUUAAAUUUUUUAAAAGACUGAUUUUUAAUAUAAAAUUGCAUAGCACUAAAGGUUUUAGAAGAGGCUUUAAAAUGUAAAGUCAAAUGUUCUUUUCCUAUACUAUCUUUCAUAACCAAGACAUUUGUUAAAACAUAAGUUUUCAUUUGUUUUCCUUUCCUUAUUAAAUCUUACACUCAGAAUCAAAAGCAGCUAAGUGGAGCUUAGCUCAUACUCACUGUUAAAUAGCAAAAGAGUACAGCAGGCAGAAUGCCUGGCCCUUAGUCAGGAAGACCCAACUUAUUCACCUCAGUUAUUUCCUGGCUCGGUGACCCUGAGCAGGUCAUUUAACCCUGUUUGUCUCAGCUCCUCAUCUGUCAAAUGAGCUGGAGAAAAAUGACAAACCGCUCCAGUAUCUGCCAAGAAAACCCAAAAAAGGGUAAAGAGUCGGAUGUGACUGAAAAAUGACUAAAGGGCAAGGAGCGAAUGAAUGUGAAACAACUACUUUACUCGCCUUUUAACCACGUUGAUGAAUAAGACACAAAUUGAUUGUCCAUGGUGAAGGGCUGCUGGAGAGCAAGGGCGAGAACACUGAAACCUUGCCCUCAGCACUGUGACAGCGCCUGCCGCGGGGAAUUCUUUACAGGCGGCCGCUCAUUGGUCGCAUUGCCCUCCUGAGCUACAAAGCCCACGUGACCCACAUCAAGUGGUGUCCAAGGUCCCGAAGUCGUGGUGGUCUCGGGCGUCCCCACCGUGGCCAUUCUAGGCCCAAAUCCUCACGUCCUCUCUGCUCAGCACUUUAGAGACGAGUCAGAGCCACGUGUUUCCAAAGACAAGAAAGCGGCGCUUUGAGAUGGCGAGGAUGGACACGAAAAGACCGGUGACUGCCAAGCCCCAGCUGUGUGUGUCUGCGGCCGGUAAGGGUGCGAUUAGAUCGGGAACUGGAGGAGCUGAAAGAGCAGAUACCGUGGGCCGCCGAGGGGAAGAAGAUGACACGAUGAAUGCUGUUGGGGUAGCUACAUGCAGGACUCACGACGGAGCCAGGCUUUGUUGUAAAACUCACUGAGGUCCGAACUGAGUGGCUUGUGUGGGAGCUCCCUGCCUCCUUCCAUGGGCGCUGGGUAUAGGGCACAUGCUCGUCUCUCAGAGCCCACAGGGAGAGCUUGGAGGCAGGGAGAUCAAAGGAGGAGCAGCCCGGACUGACAAGAAGCCUGGCGAACCCUCACAUCCCGGGAUCUCUCCGUUUGUAGCCUCACAUACAACUGUGUAGCCAGGACAUUACAAGCCAUGCUACAUUAAAAACUUGAAGACUUA
Messenger RNA from Monodelphis domestica (gray short-tailed opossum), 19352 nucleotides. Lineage: Eukaryota; Metazoa; Chordata; Mammalia; Didelphimorphia; Didelphidae. The record is from RefSeq and is a predicted model, not a curated record.